This is a messenger RNA of Talaromyces atroroseus, 2427 nucleotides long. RefSeq lists its product as hypothetical. The coding region runs from base 1 to 2427 and encodes 808 amino acids. The record is from RefSeq and is a predicted model, not a curated record. NCBI's taxonomy places the organism in Eukaryota, Fungi, Ascomycota, Eurotiomycetes, Eurotiales, Trichocomaceae. The transcript is spliced from 3 exons.
AUGUUCUCGGACUCGGUCUUUUGUCGGAUGCGGCUUUGCACCGACACCGAACUGAGACUGGAGGCUUGCGAAAAGACUGUAGUUCACGUAUAUAACUUUAUACCGCCUGGCUGGGGAGUAAAAGCGGAGUCAUAUACCCUUCGACGGUGUUUCUUCUCGAAGAAACAAACAAUGGUUAUUUAUGUUUACAGAGACAAAUUUAGCAUGGCAGAGCUCCACGAAGCCCUCUCGUACCUGAAGCCCACACCCUGGGCCGAAGUCCCUAGGGCCUCUUCUUCGACGGAGUUGCACAAAUACGCCCGAGAAAUACUCAACAAGGCGAGACUUAUCGUCGAAACCGUUCCCGAACAAAACCCUUCGAGUGCGUCGCUCAGUGAUAUCGGCACCAGCGCGGCGUCGAUCACGAAAAAGCCCAAGUCUAGUACCAAUGAAAUCCAUGGCAAUGGCAACGGUAAUGGCAGUCUAUUACUGUUAUCCCAAUCGCGGCUUGACUCGCUACGGAAAGAAUGGGGCAAGCCCUUAAAAAUGAACAACGCCAAGGAGAAUCCAUUGAAUGUUCCCGUCUACAAGCUCGGCGGCAAGGAUGGGAAAGGCGCAUGGUUUGCGCGCCGGAGCGUCCAUAAGGGCCUCCCGUUUAGUAGGUGGAAGGGCAAGAUGCAGGCUGAAAUGGAGGAGAGUCUGAGGGCUCGACAGGAGGAAAUUAGGCAAGGUCGGACACCGGAGAUGUCGAUUCGAGGAAUUGGGGGGGAUAGGAAGUUGGAGAAGAUUGAUAUUCGGGGACAGUCGCAAGCGGGUAAUCAUGACAUAAAGAUGCUGAGUGAUGAAACUAACGACGAUCCUCCUUUACCACCUACGUAUAUAAUUGUGUCCAAACCGUGCGAACAUCCCAACGCACCGCCGCAGGACAAUUAUAUUCGCGGCCAGUACGAGUCUGUCGAGCUGAUCAGGGAAUUACCAAUAGAGAAGAGCACAAAACAAAAGCCAACAACAUCUAUGCUAACCACUGGGGACGAAGAGGUCGAUGAAGAUGCCCCUAAUCCGGUAGAAUGGAUCAUGAUUACCAGAAGUGACCCUGGAGGCAGCGUCCCGAAGUGGUUGGUUGAGCGCGGCACACCCAAAAGUAUUACUGGGGAUACUGUCAAAUUCCUGAAUUGGGCUUCAAAGCCAGACUUGCUGGGAGAGGGAGCGGACACGGCCGAUAUUGGCGAAUUGACCGAAAUGACUGAGAGUGCGGGCAAUAACCGGCGAUUGUCAAGACUGUCAAGACUGUCAAGCAAAGAUGGGAUAAUCGUGGCAGAUCAGCAGCCUGAUGCUGUGGACACCGGCAUCAAGGGUGCUAAACAUUUAGAUCAGUCUCUGGACGGAGUGGAAGACGAUGGCAAUAAUGUUGAGGAUGAGCAGCAAGAAAAUAGCAAUAUAUGGUCCAAUGUGACUAAGAUGGUGCAUACAGGACUGCAUGAAUAUGCUCCAAAAGCAGUGCUAAAUUACAUACCUGGUUCUUUGAGUCCGUCCCAGGACUGGGGCAAAGAAGACAACUCAGACAACAUAGGGGUCUCGACGAAGGAAUCGAAAAGCGAACCCGACGAUGAUGAAUUUGGAGAAGCAGAAGAGACGAGAAAACUACAAAUAGAUGAGGCAAACGAUACGUCCUCACUGGCUAGUGACGAUAGCUUCACUAGUGCUGAUUCCCAUGUCUCUUCCUCCGCCUCAACACCUCAAGUAUAUGAUGGCCAGGAUCAAUCUCAGUCCGCUAGUGCAAUGGCUUCGGAAGCUGCUCUCGGGGUGACACCAGCCUUGAAUGACGCUACUGGUGGAACCAAGAGGAAACUAUCAAGCAAAGAGAAGGAAUUAGCCAAGUUGAAUGCCCGUAAGAAUGAGGCUCAGGUCAAGCUAGCGAGCGUCCGAUCUGAAAUUUGCGAACUGGGAGGGCUCACAGCAAGCAAUGGCAAAAAUGAUCUGGACAUCAUUCACCGAAGUGGCGAACCUUUCAAUAACAACAACCUCAAAAAUGAAGGAAAAGAAAAAAGUAGUACUAGUGUCAACAAUGCGAACGCCAACGCCACCUUCUCCGCAGCCACACAACAAGCAAUAGCAGCACAAAAUCAGAAACGAACAGAAUCCCUUUUACGGACCGAGUCUAAGCUGAUAUCGCGCCUGAACAAGAUAGAAGCGCGUCAGACCAAAGCUAACAAAAAACUCGAAGCACAUCAACGCAAAGCCGCAGGACGAGCAGAGAAGUCGCGCUCGCGAUCUGAAAUGGACAGUUUGCGUAAGGAGAAUGCUUCUCUGCGACAAGAGAUGCGUGAGCUCCGAGAGGAGCGCGAAAAGUGGCUUGAUAUCGUGGGUAGGAUGCAGAAGGAGAAUUCUAGGCUCAUUGCAGAGGCACGGAAAAGUGCUGGCAAAGAGGGGGGUUAUGGUACUGAUUGA